Molecule: messenger RNA, 2460 nt
Organism: Vitis riparia (riverbank grape)
Lineage: Eukaryota; Viridiplantae; Streptophyta; Magnoliopsida; Vitales; Vitaceae
Exons: 2
Coding region: 485-2248 (587 amino acids)
Biological process (GO): transmembrane transport
Cellular component (GO): membrane
Molecular function (GO): transmembrane transporter activity
Source: RefSeq, a predicted model, not a curated record
GUCUCAACUGCCAGUCGGGAUUUUAGGUUUUAUUUUUCCUGGCUCAUCGUUUCGAUUUCUCUCUUCCUUCGUCAUUUUCUUCGUUUUCUGGGUUUUUCCACUGAAAAAAGAGAGCUGAAGUAGAGCCACCAUGCGAUCGCCGCAGGGGGUGAGCGCCGGCCACCGCCAUUAAUCACCACCAGCUUCCCCUCAAUCGCGGCCAGAACCCACCAUCACCGUUGCAGCUUCUCCACAUCUCCAGUUCCGGUGACUUCCAACUCUAAAGCCAUCUCCGUCUUCACUACACCAAAUUCCAAUCCUUCAACACCUAUUCGCCGCUGAUCCACCUCCAUCUUAACAAUAGCAGCUGAAGGAAAUGAAAAAUCCAGAGGUGCCAAGGUCAUUGCCGCCGCAGCUCCACAUCAGUCCAUCGCCGCGGCCACCACUGUAGCUAAACCCAACUUCUUACAGUUCACUUCUACCUAUUGAUAAGGCUGAUCGGCUGAUGGAGGAAAUGGCGGUUGCAGGAAGUGUUGCCAGUACUGAUUUUAAUCGGGCUGACAUGAGGAGUCUAGCCUUCCAAAUCCUCACCGGCCGGUGGUUGAUGGUGUUUGCAGCAAUUCUUGUCAUGUUUGCGGCUGCUUCUGCGACUUCCAUGUUCGGCCUCUACUCAAGCGCAAUCAAAGCCGCUCUGGGAUAUGAUCAAACUACCCUCAAUUUGCUCGGCUUUUUCAAGGACUUGGGAGCAAAUGUUGGGGUUCUUUCUGGCCUUAUCAAUGAGGUCACACCACCAUGGGUUGUGCUAUCAAUGGGUGCGGCUAUGAAUCUUUUCGGCUACUUAAUGAUAUGGCUUGCAGUGUCGGGAAAAAUAGCCAAACCCCGGGUCUGGCACAUGUGUCUCUACAUAUGCAUUGGCUCGAAUUCUCAGGCUUUUGCCACCACUGGAGCACUUGUCACCUGCGUGAAGAACUUCCCUGAGAACCGAGGUGCGGUUUUGGGGAUAUUGAAGGGGUAUCAGGGGGCACUAACUGGUGCAAUUAUCACACAGAUGUACCGUGCUUUCUAUGGCAACGAUGCAACGGCUCUCAUUUUGUUUGUAGCUUGGCUUCCUGCAGCUGUAUCUUUGGGGUUUCUUCCUGCUAUUCGAAUCAUGAAGGUGGAUCAGCGGAGAAAUGAGCUCAAGGUCUUUUAUAAUUUCCUCUAUAUUUCUCUGGGCCUCGCAGGAUUUCUCAUGAUUAUAAUUAUAGUAGAGAAACAGAUGAAGUUCAUUCAGAGUGAAUAUGGUGGAAGCGUGGCUGUUGUCCUUUUCUUGCUCUUUCUUCCACUUGCUCUUGUUAUAAAAGAAGAAUUCGAUCUUUGGAAGAUGAAGAAACAAGCCCUGAAUGAGCCUUCUCGGUUGAAAAUCAUCACAGAGAAGUUGAAUGCUGAGGAUAAAGAUGCCUCUUCACCUCCACCAUCGCCACCACCCAUGUCUGCAGCUGCAACUAGUUCACGCAACCAGUUACCCAGUCCACAGACACAAAAUUCUUGUCUAUCAAAUGUUUUCCGACCACCCAAGAGAGGGGAGGACUACACCAUACUUCAAGCCCUUUUCAGCUUCGACAUGUUUCUUCUAUUCUUAGCUACGAUUUGCGGUGUUGGAGGGACUUUAACAGCAAUAGACAACUUGGGACAGAUUGGAACUUCACUGGGGUACCCGACUGACAGCCUAAGCACUUUCAUAUCGCUCAUGAGCAUAUGGAACUAUCUCGGAAGAGUGGUUGCUGGUUUUGUAUCUGAAAUCUUCUUAACCAAAUACAAAUUUCCUCGGCCUCUAAUGCUGGCACUCGUCCAACUCUUGGCAUGCGCUGGUCAUCUGCUCAUGGCCUUCAACGUCCACAAUGCUCUCUACUUAGCAUGGAUGAUCAUCGGGUUUUGCUUUGGUGCCCAAUGGCCAUUACUUUUCGCCAUCAUUUCUGAAAUUUUUGGGCUCAAAUAUUACUCCACGUUGUACAAUUUUGGCUCUGUGGCUAGCCCAAUUGGUUCUUAUCUGCUGAACGUGAGGGUGGCCGGAUAUCUAUAUGAUAAAGAAGCGGAAAGGCAAAUGGCAGCCACGGGGAGCCAUAGGAAGUCUGGUGAGGAGCUGACUUGCAUUGGGGCAGAGUGCUUCAAAUUGGCUUUCCUCAUAAUAGCAGGGGUUACAUUUUUUGGUACCCUUGCGUCGUUCAUUCUUGUGCUUAGGACUCGCAAGUUCUACCGGAGUGACAUUUACAAGAAGUUCCGAGAAUAGAAUUGUUAAUUGCAAUUAUUAGGCUCAUGAUCUGUUUAUUUAUGAAGGGAUGAGGAUGAGAAGCCUUGGAGUAUUGUGACUAGGAAUUGAUAUUAAAGAAAUAAGAGGAAAGAGUAGAAAAUUAUUUGUAUUGCAAUGUAUGAUAAUUAAAGUUAGGUCUUAUGCAGGUGUAUAAAAUUGAACAUAUUCAUUUGAGAAUUCCUCUUUGCCCA